AUGAAUAGCAAGAGAUUACUGCUAGAUCAGAUAACCAAGAGAAUCCAGCAUAAGUUUGGCUUUGACUAAAAAUCCUACUUUCUAAUUCAGCAGUGCGUCAAAGAAAAAUUAGUAGAUAAGUCGAAACUCAGCCCUUAGGAAUUGCAAGAGAUCGAAGAAUACAUUAAAAAUCUGGAUUACAUUAAGUUAAACAGAGAUAACAAGUAACUGACAUCUGCUUCAAUUAAGAAUCUUAAUCAAACAGCUAACCUAGGCUCAAUUGGUGAUCUUGAGGCCUCUCCUCUCAAGAGUGUCAAUGAAUCUAAAUUAGACGACUCAAAUGUCUAUCAGUUAGACUAUUUCUCUAGAAGGUCAGGGUCUAACGCUAAUUACCCAAAUAAAAACAAUUUAGACACCAGCUCUAAUAUGGGUAGGGUCAAUUUAAGAGGAAAUUUAGAGCAGAUUUCAAGAGCUGGAAAUGAUAUCGUCUCUUCCUAUCAAUCAUCUAGGAACACUAACUUAUCAGUGAAGGCUUAUUCUACAAAUAAAAUCAAUGAACUCAAAGCCAAGUAGCACGAGGAUGAAUGGGCUUAGAUUCUCAAGGCAGAUAUAGAUAAAAAGAAUUAAAUUGAAAAGGAGAAGUAACUUUCAAUGUAAAACUAAAAGAAGAACUUACAAGAUUUUCUGCAGAUGCAAGUUGAAGAGAAAAAAAGGAAGGAAGAAAUGCAAAAAUUGUAAAAGCAAAAUGACCUCAUUGAUCUCGUUGGAACCUUAAGAAAUGAUAUUCAGUAGAUAGACCAUGAGAAGUCGUAAGUCAUUCAAAAGAAACAAUACGAAAAAGAGUUAAAAGUUGGUCAACUUCAUCUUGACUAAAAGAAAAAAGAACUAGAUAAGUAACUUAGAUAUGAAGAGGAAUUAUAUACAGAGACAUCACUUCCAUUUGAUAAAUAUAAGCAAAAGGAGAUUCUAGAAAAGAAGGAGUAGGUCAAGUUAUACAGUUAAGUUAACGAGAAAGUUAUGGCUCAAAAGCAAUAGGAGAAGUAGAUUAAGAAACUAGAAGAAGUGAAAAAAUCACCUGAGGAGCCAUUUUUAGAUAGAUUAAUGGUUAAGAAUUUUAAGAUGUACCAAAAUGAUCAUGAGAGUAGGUUGAAAUUGUAGGAGCAAUCAGCUGAUAUCUAUAGGAAAGCUCAUCAGAAUGAUGUCUCUAUCUAAGAACUUGCUUAUAAAGAUGAAGUCAAGGCUAGACACCAUGUUGACGUUUAACUGAGAAAGUAGUAGUAAUAUAAUGGUCUUGUGGAAUAAAAGCGUUAAAAGGACAUUGAAGAGUACAAGAAAUGGCAGCAGCUUCAUGACCAGGAGAAAUAACAAAAGGAAAUGGCUUAGAAAAUGCAGUAUUCAGUUGAAAAGCAAAAGAUGGACGAGCACAUUCAUAAAAUCUAGAUUGAAGAGAAAAAGAAAUUUGAGGAGUCUAAAAUUUAGAAGAUCUAAUAUAGAUAUGAAAUCGAUAAUCAAGUCAAUGAAAAGAUUAAUAACUUAUUUAUUCAGAAUCACAAACUAGGACCAAAGGAGCUGAUGACUAAUAGAAGAGAACUGCAGAUCGCUCAACAGUUAAUAUGA
Stylonychia lemnae is the source of this 1596-nucleotide messenger RNA. The record is from the annotation of a GenBank genome assembly. Lineage: Eukaryota; Ciliophora; Spirotrichea; Sporadotrichida; Oxytrichidae.